Messenger RNA from Funneliformis mosseae, 2408 nucleotides. The record is from the annotation of a GenBank genome assembly. NCBI's taxonomy places the organism in Eukaryota, Fungi, Glomeromycota, Glomeromycetes, Glomerales, Glomeraceae.
GUCACAGCAAAAAUGCUACAAAGACAAAAGUCGUUGUACGUCGGUUACCUCCACUUAUUCUUGAGCAAGUGUUCUUUGAAUCUGUCGAACAAUGGGUAAAUAAAGAAACUUGUACUUGGUCACGCUUUCACCAAGGUCGUAUUAGCAAGAGCAAGAAUAAGGAAAGUAUCUUUUCUCGUGCCUAUCUACACUUCAAGACUGUUGAACAGGUUUUAGAAUUUCAUCGUGGUUAUGAUAAUCAUUUGUUUGUUGACAGACAAGGCAAUGAAAAUAGAGCUGUGGUAGAAUUUGCAAUUUAUCAAAAACUACCAAAAGAACACAAGAAACCAAAUCCUAAACAAGGAACGAUUGAAACUGAUCCCGAUUAUCUCGCGUUUCUUGAAUCUUUGAAAGUUGAAGAAACUCAACAUGCCACUACAAAAGAACCAGGUGUAUUAUUAGAAAGUGGUGCAACGCAAUUGGAAAGAUUGGAGGCCCGUUUGGCAAACGCUGCUGCUAUCAAUGCAGCUAAUGCUGUUGAAAAACCAAAAACUACUCCACUUAUUGAACAUUUACGCGCGUUAAAGUCUGCAAAGUCUAAAUCGCAACUAACAAAACAAGCUCAAAUAGCUAUCCUUUCACCCCCAGGUUCACCUGCAAAAGGAACUGGUUCGAAGACUGUAAAACAGUCACAACAUUCACGAGCGGUACAUGCUAAUGAAGCUAAUCAAUCUUUUCAAUAUACAGGUAAACCUACCAAAAAGGAACGCAGAAAGAGAGAAAGGGAGAAGGAAAGGAGAGAGAAGGAAAAGGGUAAAGAAAAAGAUAAGAAGAUUGAAGAAGAAAAUAAUAACAAAUAUAUUGAAAAGGAAAAAGGAAAGGAAUUCGAGGAGAUAGACAUCGAAAAAUCAAGGGAGAAAGCUAGAGAAAAAGAGAAUCAUCGGGAAAGAGAUCGUGAUAGAGAACGUGAGAGAAGACGUGAAAAGAAACCGGAAAGAGAAAGGCAAAAGUUUAGAGAAAGAGAGAAAAAAUCUCAGGCAGCAGAAGCUAGUAUGUCAGUACCUCCCACUAUUACUAUUGUUCCCCGACCGCAAACUGAAGAAAGAGAAAAAGAAACUAGGAGAGCACCCGUUAAAAUUACGAUUCAACGACGACAAAAAGAACAAAUUCGUCAAUUCAUCCAGCCUUCAUUGAUAAAAAAGGAAUUAGAUACAAUAGAAACUAAUUCAAAAGAAACAAUUGACAAAGAGGUAGUAAUCAAUGAAUCUAGAGUAAAAGAUCAAAAAGAUCUACAGGAGGAGAUACCUAAGGUAGAUGAUAAAGAUGCUGUUUCUAAUACAUCAUCGAGCACAUCUAAUACAGCAGUCACUAGAACUCCAAUUAUGAAUGUUCCUUCAUCAAGUUAUCGUCGUCGAGAUCGAAGCAGAAAACACGGCACUGAUGUUAAACAACCGGAAUUACUUAUGGCUUCAUCAAAAUAUAUAAGCUGUCCUAUUAUAAAUGUGAUACGGCAACAAGAAGUUGUAUACCCUACCUGUGAUUAUUGUGGGAAGAAAUUAAAAUUACCAUAUGAAAAAAGAAUAUCAAAACUAUUAAUCGAACAAAGUAAUGAUAAUAAAAACAAUCUAGGAAAUGAUGAAAAGCAGGGACAUCAAGAAAACAAAAAAAGCAAAUUACAAGUUGAGGAUCGAUAUUCAUUAAGAUGUUUUCGUUGUCAUAUCAUUUACAAGCAUACCGAAAUUUCUUAUCGGUAUCGAAUUUGUAUAAUGGUUUCUAUUAAUGAUUAUUUAUAUAGAGUAACGAUAUUUGGAGAAAGUCUUGAUAGAAUAUUUGGAUGUACAGCAAAGGAAUUUGAAAUUUUUAAAACGCGAUCAAUUUUUGAUAUGAAUGCAUUUGAAUUUAAUCUAAAUACAUUCAACGCUUUGGAUUAUGUUAUAAAUGGGGAAUUGUGUUUAUUGGAAUUUUCUAAUCAUUAUUAUAAAUUACUAAAAGAUUUAAAUGAUAACAAUAUUGAUGUUAUUGCUAAUAACAUUCAAAUAAUGAAACCUAACUCUUAUUUGAAUGUUGUUGGAUAUUUUAGGAAUUAUUAUAAUAAUUAUGAAGAGAAAUGGAAUAAAUUUUUUUAUAUGAUUAAUAAACUUGAUGAAAGAUUAAUAGAAAGGCUGGAUGGGGAAUUAGAAGAAGUAAUUGUUGAUAAUAUUUAUCAAAAUAGGAUACAAGAAGAUGAUGAGAUUCAAGAACAAAUUUCAAAAAUAGUGUUUGAUACCGAGAUUUUUAUUGAUUCAGCUGAAUUUGAACAUUUGGAUAUUGAAUUAUUAUAUUGUCAAGGACUUUACCUUGAAGAUUCUUUUAAUAAUUUAGAAGAUUCUGAUAUCUUAGAAUGGGAUCCUAUACUUGCUGAUUCUGAUUAUUAUUUAAAAAUAGAAUAA